AUGGAAAAGGUAUUCAAAUUAAUUUUAUCAUCAAAUUCAAUAUAUAAUAAGGAAUCAUUGUUUCAGAAUCUUCAUAGAUUUGAUGAAAGGUUAAUCAGUAUUGUUCUCAAUGAUCCUGUGUGUCCCAUUCAAAUAUUCCCAUACAAUAUCUAUUCUGCUUUUAAAGAAUCAACAUUAGAGGUUAUCAACUUUCUAUUAGAAUCAUUUUUUUAUAAUAAUAGUAUCAGUUCGGAAAUAUUCAAAAGUAGAAUCAUCAAAUCAGUAUUUAAAAUUAAAAAUAUUUUUAAAAGAGAUAGAGUUUUACAAUUCAUUCUAAGUAAACCAGAUUAUUAUACACCAAAAUCAGUCUUUUCAUCAUCACCAUCAUCAUUAAAUAACACUUUUGGAAAUAAUAAAGUUUCAAUUGAAAAAAUAGUUUAUCAAGUAAUAUCAAUAGAAAAUCAAAAUAAACUAUUGAAUUUAAAUUUUUAUAAAAUACCAAAAUCAUUACAAAAUAUACAAAAUAAUUUAGAGUCAAUAGUAAAUAAAUCUACAAUAGAUAUGGAUAAUAGUAGAAUAGUAGAGUUAGAUAGAUUACUUCGAAAUGAUGAAAACGGGCUAAGUUUUUUAGAUUUUAAUGGUUCUAAAUUACUAAAAUUAGAAAAUUUAAAACUAUUUUUAAAUAAUAAUAAAAAUAACUGGAAAGGUAUUACCAAAGAACAACUUUUAAUUUUUGAACUAGAAAUCGCUAGGGGGAAAUGUAUCUCUUUAGAUUUCGAUUAUAUAUUUUAUUUCGAGUCAGUGAGUGACAAGUUAGAAAAUAGCUAUAUUAAAUCAAGUUUUAUUGAAACAAUGAUUAAAAUAUCAGUAGACUAUUCAAGCAAUAAGGAUUUGGUUUCUCAUUAUAAAGUAGUCAAGAAAAUGCCAGGGUCUAGAUAUUUGGAAUUUUGGACCCAAUUUGUAAAUAUGUUCCCCGAUCCAAAUCUCCCUAUUGAAGUUAAAGAUAAAGAAAGUUUGGAUUUCUUGGUUAAGAAUAAAGAAAAGCUUGAAUAUGGGUACACAGAUUUUUACGAAACCUAUCAAGAUACAUUUGGAAGGGCAAUUGUUACUUGUGACAAGGACGAAAUUGGUAAACUAGUUUCUAAAUUUGGUAAUGCAGAUCCUCAUUUAAAAAAAGUUAGUUUUGUCAAUGCUAGUCCCAAAUACAAAAAAGCAAUCGAGUUUUUCAACUAUUUGGUAUCAAAUAAUUUUCUGGGAAUGUCAUAUCAAUGCUUAAAUCACUUCACCAAGCCAUCAAUACCAAGCAAAUAUAUAGAAAAAUUUAAAGCUAAUUUAUUCAACAACAUUAAUGGUGAUACUUUAAAAAAUAAUAAUUAUUUAAAGGCAUUGGUCAAGAUUUUCUUUUUAAUUCUUUUAAAUGGAUCAAGAAAAAGAUUAGAGCUAAUGAUAUUGGGUUGCAACUUUAAUCCUAUCAUCCAACACCACGAAUUGUUUAUUGAAUUUAUAGAUACUUUUAAUCCAGGUUCAUUUUCUCCAAAAUAUCGCGAUAUUCCAAUUUUUACCUAUAGAUUUUCAAAAUAUAUAGAGUUUAAUCAAUACUAUAAACCCUAUAAAAACAUUGUAUCAAUGAUGGAAUUGUUGAUCAUGAAUUAUAUCGAGGAGGAAAGAGCACAAGAACCAGUUUCAAACGUUCAAAAAGGAUUAGAGUUUGCAGUGGUCGGUUUAUUCAAAGCUUUAAUUAGAAUCAAAGAUGUUCCAAAAGAGAUAAUUAUUGAUGCUUAUCAGGUGAUCAAUCAAAUUUCGGCUAUACGAAUACCAAAUUCACCAAUCUUUUCAAUUUAUUAUCUUUCAAUAAGAUCACUGAAAUUUAUAAAGUAUAUUCAAAGUUUUCCAUAUUUCUCAAUUUCAUUGUCAAGUUCAUUAAAUCAAUAUGGAAUAAUGGAUGAGUUUUCAAUGGGGACCUAUACAGAAGAUCCUAAUGAACAGCUAGUCGAUAUAAAACACCGUUUCGAUCCACAUAAAUUAUCUUUCAAAGCAAUAUUUGGUGAUAAUUAUAGAAAUAUAAAGGCAGUUCCAUUUGAUGAAUUAUUGAAGAGUUUAAUGCAAAUGCUUUCUUAUCCGUAUCUUACCCAGCAAAAAUAUCCAACUAAAAUCACUUUUAGUAAUAUUAUAAAUGCAAAUUUAGAAUUUUUAUUGGAUAUAAAUAGACCAGAUUUAUUUAUAGAACAUUUACAAGAUACAAUAAAAGGUAAUAAAGAGGUCCAGUUUUCACUCACUAGCAUAGUCAUAGAAAAAUGCCUUGAAAAUGGUGAUGUUUUACUAGAAGAGCUCCUGCAAUAUCCCCAGCUUUUAGAAUGUUGGCCACCAUAUUCAUUUAAAUAUGAUUAUAAAUACUAUGACAGGAUUAAAGAUUUACAAAUUGCCAUUUCACCAUGUAUUACUUAUGAUUUAAUGAUCAAACAUCCAAAUAUAGUUUUUUCAAACGAAAAGAAAUUUAAAGAUUACCUCAACAGAAUAACUACAGUUGAGGGAUUUGCAGAAUACAUUUAUUCAAUUAUUGUAUGUAUUCCAUUCAAUAGUUUUACUGUGUUAUUAAGAAACUAUCCCGAUUCCCCUUUAAAGCCAUCAAAGAGAUUGAUCGAUAUAGCAAUAUCACAUAGAAAAAUUUUAUUUUUAAAAUUUCUUUAUCAAAAUAAUUUAAUAGAUGAUAAUUAUCAUAAAGAUGAUCAAUAUAGCAAAUUAAUAUCAUAUUUAAAAUCAAAUCUUUCUAACAAUAAUGGCUAUGGACGUAUAGAUUGGAUUAAAUAG
Dictyostelium purpureum is the source of this 2787-nucleotide messenger RNA. RefSeq lists its product as uncharacterized. NCBI's taxonomy places the organism in Eukaryota, Evosea, Eumycetozoa, Dictyosteliales, Dictyosteliaceae. The transcript has 2 exons. The record is from RefSeq and is a predicted model, not a curated record. The coding region runs from base 1 to 2787 and encodes 928 amino acids.